Messenger RNA from Dioszegia hungarica, 3048 nucleotides. RefSeq names its product adaptin N terminal region-domain-containing protein. Gene Ontology annotation, cellular component: AP-2 adaptor complex; membrane coat. Lineage: Eukaryota; Fungi; Basidiomycota; Tremellomycetes; Tremellales; Bulleribasidiaceae. The transcript has 11 exons. Gene Ontology annotation, biological process: clathrin-dependent endocytosis; intracellular protein transport. Gene Ontology annotation, molecular function: clathrin-cargo adaptor activity. Bases 1 to 3048 code for a protein of 1015 amino acids. The record is from RefSeq and is a predicted model, not a curated record.
AUGGCGACCAACAUGAGGGGUCUGACCCAAUACAUCUCCGACAUCCGCGCCUGCCGAGUCCGCGAGCUCGAAGAAAAGCGCAUCAACCGGGAGAUGGCGCAUAUCCGCCAAAAGUUCAAGGAGGGCCAAUUGGACGGGUACCAGAAGAAGAAGUACCUCGCCAAGGUCGUCUUUACCUAUAUACUGGGGUAUAAGGUGGAUGUAGGGCAUAUGGAGGCUGUGAAUCUCAUCAGCAGUACGAAGUACAGCGAGAAGCAAAUUGGAUACCUCGCAUUGACACUGCUCAUGCACGAGAACUCGGACCUCGUUCGGCUCGUCAUCAACUCUGUACGGAAGGAUCUGGAGGAUAACAACGAGAUCAACAAUUGUUUGGCGUUACAUGCGAUCGCAACAUUAGGGGGGAAAGAGAUGGCUGAGGCGCUUGGAGAGGGGGUGUAUCGGGCAUUGAUCAGCGCAACAUCUACCACAUUCGUCAAGAAGAAGGCCGCCCUCACUCUGCUCCGGCUAUACCGCAAACACCCCACCGUCCUCCCUGCAAAAGACUGGGCCGAGCGAAUAGUCUCGAUGAUGGAUGACCAUGACCCGGGGGUAUCGUUGACAGCGACAAGUCUGGUGACUGCAAUGUGUCAAGACGAGAUGGAAGCGUUUGAGGGAUGUUAUGAGAAGGCGGUGAAGAAGCUGGAUAGGAUCGUGUUUGAUGGGGAUUACCCAGCUGAAUACGUCUAUUACAAGGUGCCGAACCCAUGGCUUCAAGUCAAGCUUCUACGAUUGCUGCAAUACUAUCCGCCACCAGAAUCCCAACGUGUGGUCGAGAUGAUCGGCUCAGUCCUCCAAGGCAUCCUCGACAUCUCGCAAGAAACGCCGCGAAACGUGCAACACAACAACGCUCAGAACGCCGUUCUCUUCGAAGCCAUCAACCUCGCCAUCCACGUCGACCCUGAUUCGGUCGUCGUCCACAACGCUGGCGUCCUCCUCGGGCGGUUCAUUCUCGCCAAAGAGACCAAUGUCCGAUAUCUCGGCCUGGACGCCAUGGCGCACUUGGCGGCGUGCUCCACCUCGCUCGAGCCGGUGAAGAAGCACCAGGACACCAUCAUCCUCAGCCUGAAAGACCGGGACAUCUCGGUCCGGCGCCGCGCGCUGGACCUGCUGUACUCGAUGUGCGAUCUGACGAAUUCCAAAGUCAUCGUCGGCGAGCUGGUGCGGUAUCUCCAGGUGGCGGACUACAAUCUGCGGGAGGAGAUGGUGUUGAAAAUUGCUAUCUUGACGGAGCGAUUCGCGACCGAGUACGAGUGGUAUGUCGAUACCAUCCUUCAGCUCAUCUCGGCCGCUGGCGACCACGUCGGCGCCGAAGUUUGGUACCGCGUCGUCCAGCUUGUCACCAAUAACGAGGAUCUCCAACCCUACGCCGCUUCCGCCGUUUUCCAGCACCUUCAAGCGGCACAGGUGCACGAGACGAUGAUCAAGGUCGGCGGAUACGUGCUCGGGGAGUUUGGACAUCUCAUUGCGAACGAGCAGGGGUGUAGUCCGAUCGAGCAGUUCCAGGCGCUGCAUUCCAAAGUCAACUUGUGUACAGCGCCAACUCGGGCUUUGCUCCUGACCACUUAUAUCAAGUGGGUGAACCUCUUCCCGGAGAUCAAAGACCACCUCAUCAACAUCUUUGAGCGGUACACGCACGUCCUCGACGCAGAGCUUCAACAGCGCGCGUGCGAAUACCUCGCCCUUGCCCGGAGGCCGGACACGGACGAUCUCCUCGCUUCCAUCUGCGACGAGAUGCCUGUCUUCCCCGAGCGCGAAUCCACCCUCGUCCAUCGCCUCCACGCCAAAGGCUCUAAAUCGCAGGACAAGCGGACAUGGGUCAUUGGCGGUCGGGAUGAGAACCAGGAACGGCAGGGUCAGCGAUUCAAGGCGUUCCGUCAAGGCACGCAGGACUCGAAUGGGUCUAGUGGCGAAGCUGCGGCGCCGGUGGUUUCUCGCGCCCAGCCAGCGGGACCUAGUGCGGCCGCAGCAGCGCCGGCGCCGGUCGAGAGGAGAGAGCCGGAGAGGAAGGAGACGCUGGUGGAUGAUAUGAUGGGACCGGCGGCGAAUGGGCGGUCCGAGUCGGAUAUCAUGUCGAGCUUGGCGGAUCUGGAUCUGGGGGCUACGACGGCCGCGCAGGAGGAGCCGCUUUUGAGCGGGAAUGGAGGGGGGAUGGUGCAGAGUCCGAUGGAGGAGAGAGGGCCAGACGGGGAGUUUACGCCACUUACUGCGACGCUGGGUGGGGUGGAUCCUGUCCUGGUCGCUCCUCUGACGGUAGCGCCGAAUAUCGAAAAGUGGUUCGAACGUCUUACCUAUGCCAACGAAGGCGUCUUGUACGAAGACAAGCAAGUCCAAAUCGGUCUCAAAUCGGAAUAUCACGGGCACCAAGGCCGACUUGCCGUCUUUAUCGGCAACAAGCUCAGUCACCCCUUCACCGCUUUCCGAUGCUCUAUCGACAAUCCCGCCGGCGAGGCACUGGGCCUCACGUUCCACGACGCACCCGUCAGCGAGAUCCAGCCGCAAAGUCAGGUGCAGGAAUUGAUACACGUCGAGUGUAAGGAUGUGUUUACGGAUCCGCCGGUGUUGAGGGUGACAUACCUUGCGGGAAGCUUUACGACGCUGGUGCUCAGGCUGCCGGUGGUGGUUAGUCGGUUCGUGGAGGGGGUGACGUUAGAGCAGGCGCCGUUCUUUGAGAGGUGGAAGAUUAUUGGUGGUGCACCAAGAGAAGCGCAGCUCGUCUUCCCGAUCAAACUCACCCCUACCGGUGACCUGGAUCUGGCAAGAAAUAUAAAGGUCGUGGGCGGGAACAGGUUAUCGCUACUAUCAGGCAUAGAUCCUAACCCAAAUAACCUGGUAAUGGCAGGUGUCCUCCAUUCGUCUACUGCCGGAAAGGUCGGUAUUCUCGGUCGACUCGAACCGAACAAAGACGCCAAGCUGUGCAGGAUGACGAUACGGAGUACGAAUGAGAAGGUGUCGGCCGAGGUAUUGCGCUUAGCUAGUAAGCCGUUGAACGCGGAUCUGGCGGCCUCGUAA